UCCAUCGAUGUAACUUUGGCGGCGCACGAGUUACGGACUACACAUCCCAUCAGCCCCCAUCACGGACUCUUCGCCGAACGUAUUUUGUCCAGCGACCGAGUGCUGCUGACAUGGCUGCUCCCAUUGAAUUUCUUCGGUUUAUGAAACGGACAAAUAUUCUACUCCUUUUGGCACUUCUAAUCCCUUCCGCAACCGCUCUCAUCAACGGAUUAUACUGCGGGACGGAGAUAUGCUACGAUGUUCUUGGAGUUACCAGAGAAGCUACCAAAUCUGAGAUAGCUCGUGCCUACAGACAGCUGGCCAGAAAGUAUCAUCCCGAUAGAUUCCGGGUCGGAGAUCCAGCACUAGCUGAUGAGACUCCAGAAAGUGCACACCAAAAAUUUUUGCUUGUUGCAACUGCUUACGAAACGCUUAAAGAUGAAGACUCGCGCAAAGAUUACGAUUACAUGUUGGAUCACCCUGAGGAGUACUAUAGCCACUACUAUGCCUACUACAGUAGGAGGUUGGCACCCAAAGUGGAUGUCAGGAUAGUAAUUCUUGUGACUGUGUGCGCCAUAUCAGUUUUCCAGUACUAUAGCUGGUGGAGCAGUUACAACGAAGCCAUCAACUACUUGUCAACGGUGCCAAAAUACCGCAUACAGGCUACAGAGCUGGCCAAGCAGCAGGGGCUGUUGAACAGGACUAAAGAGAAGGGCAAGAACCGGCGCUCCAAGGAGGAGAUCCGGGAAGAGGAGGAGGAGAUCAUCCGUGAUAUCAUAAAAAACAAGAUUGACAUCAAGGGGGGCUACCAGAAGCCCAACGUCUUGGACAUCCUGCUGUGCAAAAUUAUCCUCUUCCCGUACUAUUUCUGCACCUAUGUGGUGUGGUACGCCUCCUGGAUCUACAGAUUCACAAUCUGCAGAGAGGAGUACGGAGAGCAGGAGAAGCUGUACCUCAUCCGCAGGAACAUGAAGAUGUCCCAGGCACAGUUUGACAGCCUGGAGGAUCUCCAAAAGGAGACCUUCCUGGAGAGGCAGCUUUGGAUUAGGGAGAACUAUGAGGUGUAUAAAGAAGAGCAGGAGGAGGAGAUGAAGGUGAAAAUGGCGGUGGAUCCCAGAUGGAAGAGGUACCGUCGAUGGAUGAAAAACGAAGGACCGGGUCGCCUGACCUUCAUCGAUGACUGACGGGACACACAUUGCACACACGUGCACACAAAAUAUGUGCAUGCCUCAGUAUCGUACACAUCUACUUUGGCUUUUAAGUUUGUCAGCACAACUCAUAAAAAGAUGAUAUAACGGAAGAAGCAAUCGGUGAAGCAAUUUUUUUUUUUACAGAAAAAUAAAUGGAAAUGGAAUUGCAAUUCUAAUAUUAAAGACACUGUAUAGAGCAGGAAAAUGUUUUAUUAAUAGUAUUAUUUUGGACAUUUAAAAAAAAAAAAAUGUUGCUCAAAUGUUUUCACACCAAUAAGCAGUCUUUUGUCUUUUGUGGCCAUGUUUGACUUUAUUGAUUCUGAGAAGGCACUCAUUCUUGCAGAACUUUACAAGUGCCUUAAGUUUCUUGUUUGAGCCUCAGAACCUUUUUUGUGUUUGUUGUGUGUAUGUUUUCGAGUGUUGGAAACAUACAAAUUUGCAUUCAACUUAGAAUCUUACACUUUUACAUCUUAGAUUUUGACAACCAGUCAAGGAUAUUGAGAAUUGCUGUUAGUUUUUGGCUUGCUUCCAAAACAGUUUUCUUCAUAACACUAUCUUACACCUUUUCCCUGGCAAAUUAUGACUUGGUAACCUCAAACUUAUCAGUGUUGAAUACUACAGUGGAAGCUGUUAAGGUCAGCUUGUAAAUUGUUUUUUUGUAGCUACCACCUAAUCUAUCAAGAUCAAUGACUAUGGAAUUUGUCAGUGUAAGACUGCCGUCUGCUGUAAUUAUAGUCCCCUCUUGGAUACGUUUCUGUGCUUUACCUUCUCUGCUAAAUGGGGAAGGUUUGUAUUUUGAUUUUCGGAAACUUACGCAAGUCAAAUAUGCUGUUGCUAUAUGCAGUGUUGGUGGCGUUAGAAUUGUAAAUAUUUUCAUUUAUUCAUGAAAAAUGAAAUUUUUUGCAUUUUCUAAAAUGGCAAGGAUAUACUGAUAAAUUUGGAGGUCAUUGUACAUGUGUGCAUAAUUAUGUAUAUAUAACUGAAAAUAUAUAUAAAAUGUUUAUAUAUACAAAUUAUUUUCCUAGUUAUAUUAAGGUUAAAGGUAAGUGGUUUGACUCAGGAAUCUGCAUUAGAUGCCAAGUUUUUUGGUAUCACAGUUUUGCUAGGAUAUGGAGGAAUGUAAUUGCAGUGGAUUAAACCACAAAGUUACUUGGAAGGUACUUUGGCAUUAGGGUCCUCACAGUUGUGUUAGUUCUUAACAGCAGUCUGGUCACCUUGUAUGUCUAUUUCAGUAAAAAUUUCAGUGAUAUUAAAAGUACAUUUUUAAAAAUGUAUUGCUACCCAUACAUUGACAUCCUCAAAAAAUAAACCCCAGCUGCUCUUAAAAAAUUUUUUUUUUUAAAUUAAUAAUUCCAGGAAUUCAGUCCAGAUGUGUGUAUUGCCAAGCUGUUUACUGGCUGCAUUGUUUUGCCGCCUGCACGUUGCAUGGUAUUGACCAGCAAGCCUUGCUGGUCAGGAGGACUUGCACAGCACACAUGCUUCCCCUAAAACUCAUAUGAAUCUGAACAGAAGGUCACUGAAAGAAGGACAGCUGCAGCUCAUUUAAACCGAAGCCAAUUUAGACGUACUCUGUUUAUAAGGCUAACUCCAAAACCAAGAUUCAGUAAUGGCUCCAUUUUGACUAAAUGUAAACCCUGAGAUGUCCCGUGUGUAGUAUCUGCCCAGAGAGUUUUGUCAUGUUCUUCACAUAAAAAUUACAUUUCCUCAUGUUCACAUUCUUUCUAUAAAGUUAUGACCCAUAAUCAAGUUUUCAACAUCAGUAUAAAAACGCAAUGUGUGAAAUAAAUAGUUGAUGACAAAAUGUGAUCACAAAGUAAAAGAAAGUGCAAUUCCAUUCAAAGCAAGGGGACAUUGAGACAAAAGUUGGGGAAACGGAUCGCUGAUGUAAUUAUUUGCAUUUCAUAUUCAACGCCACUAAUGCCUUAAUGCUGAUGUUUGUUGAACGACAGAAUUGCAACAGUACGUGUUUUUUAGUAUAAAAAUGUUGUAUGUAGAAUUGUCAAGUCUAGUGGAGUUGGUGGAAGUUUCUACAAACUGGGAUUUUGGGCUGACAGAAAAAGAAAAAAAAAAACAACCAAAUGUGACUAUGCAGUGGUAAUAACAUGAGCCAAAAAGCCCCCUCUGAAGCUUAAACCCAAGCGCCCUUUCAAUCAUCCCUUUCAAUGUUUUGUCAAUGCAUUGCUGGGCUUUUUUCGUUUUUUUCGAGUGGGGGUGUAUUGUUGUUAAAUUGGGUAUAUCUUGAAGGUUGUUUGUUUAUUGAGCAAUGAGGCCGAAAGAAAAGUUGUGUGUACAUACUGACAGCUGCUGAUGUACAGUGCAGAUGAUAUUUCUCGAAAUAAAAUCUGUUUUGAUAUGA
Messenger RNA from Anguilla rostrata (American eel), 3525 nucleotides. RefSeq names its product DnaJ (Hsp40) homolog, subfamily C, member 25 (gene dnajc25). Bases 111 to 1163 code for a protein of 350 amino acids. The transcript has 4 exons. The record is from RefSeq and is a predicted model, not a curated record. Gene Ontology annotation, biological process: protein folding. Gene Ontology annotation, cellular component: endoplasmic reticulum membrane. NCBI's taxonomy places the organism in Eukaryota, Metazoa, Chordata, Actinopteri, Anguilliformes, Anguillidae.